GUCAUGGACUUUGGAAAAAUAAGUGGCCAUGCAUGAGCUUUAAGCUAUGGAAUGCCCACCUCUUUUGGAGGAUGUUGAGAGCAGGCUCCCAAGACCAGUUUGCCGGGUCGAUACUACCUACACUUGCCCAAAAGAGGAGCCCCGCCGGCUGGUCGGAUCACAAUCUGCCAGCUGGUUGCCUUCACUUCGGCCGCUCUCUGGGGUCACGCCUCUUAGACUGCAUGCGCAGACGGCAUUCUUGACAGCGCCGAAGAAUUGGCAAGGGCCCAUUUCUCCAGCUUCAACGCAGACUGGAUUAGCUACCACUUUGGAGGAUUGGACCUUCACUGCCGAGGAUUGGGGAACUUCGUCGAAGGCGUUUCAGAUGAAGUCUGGAAUGACGACAGCAAGCAGUGUUGGGCUUCGGAAGAGCAAGUCAGAUGGUGCCCUGCACGGACUGUCUCCCAAGGCAUCGCGUGAAAAUGAUCGCGCAGGUGGAAGCAUCUAUUCUUUGGCCAAGCACAAGCGAUCUGGAGCAACGUCUUCAGGCAAAACUGAAUUCAUUGACCAGGCCAAACUGGUGAAGGACUUUGACAGGCUUACCUCUGCAUUGGGAGAAGUAAAGAAUCUCUUUGAGGGUUUUGAUCCACGGAGAUCUCCAAAGCAAAAGGUGACUCUUGGAGACCUUCUUGCAGGUGGAGGUCAGGGUCAAAAGGGCAACAGCGGCGAAGGAGAUGAUGGAGAUGCUCAAGAGGCCUUGCGUGAGGCCAAAGAGCGGCUGGCGGAACGCUUGCAGGCUUACAAGUUUGCACGACGCAUAGAGCCUGAAAUGCCUCCGUUGGGGCCACUUCCGCCAAGCGGUCUCUCGCCCAGGAAGCCGCCCCUCCAAACUCUUGUCGUCCGCAAUACAUCCCAAGAGGCGAUCAAGGUGUGGCUACCACACAACCGAAAAGAACGGAUCUCAGCAUUUGCUGAGGA
Messenger RNA from Durusdinium trenchii, 957 nucleotides. NCBI's taxonomy places the organism in Eukaryota, Dinophyceae, Suessiales, Symbiodiniaceae. The record is from the annotation of a GenBank genome assembly.